This is a messenger RNA of Doryrhamphus excisus (bluestripe pipefish), 842 nucleotides long. Its product is annotated as serotriflin. Gene Ontology annotation, cellular component: extracellular region. Lineage: Eukaryota; Metazoa; Chordata; Actinopteri; Syngnathiformes; Syngnathidae. The record is from RefSeq and is a predicted model, not a curated record.
GUAUAUAAAAAACACACCUGUGCUUCUCAGGAGGUGUCAGGGCAAACUUUAGUCAUGAACUCGUUCCUCUUCACUUUCCUGUGCGCCUUGGGCCUCAGUGCCGCGCUUCAGGUGUCGGCCGACUUGGAGAACGAUGUGGAGUUGUUGGCUGUAAAAAGUAUCCGGGCCUCAUCCUCGGAACAGAAUGAGAUCGUGAACAAGCACAAUGCUCUGAGGAGAGGCGUGAAACCCUCUGCCAGCAACAUGCUCAAAAUGAGUUGGAACAGAGAGGCUGCAGCCAACGCUCAGAAGUGGGCCAACACCUGCUCCAUGAAGCACAGCCCGGAGAGCGCCAGAAAGAUCAGCACUAGCGGCUGUGGAGAGAACCUGUACAUGGCCAGCUACAAGAACACCUGGAGCAACGCUAUCCAGUCGUGGUAUGACGAGGUGAAGGACUGGCGCUACGGAGUUGGAUCUGUCAACGGAGGCGUCGUUGGACACUUCACGCAGAUUGUCUGGUACAGGUCCAACCAGAUUGGUUGCGCUAUGGCCUACUGUCCCAACUCACGCUAUAAGUACUUCUACGUCUGCCACUACUGCCCACCUGGAAAUUACCAGUACGCUCGCCCCUACAAGUCAGGACCCUCCUGCGCAGACUGUCCCAACGCCUGUGAGAACAAAUUGUGCACCAACCCCUGUCCUUACACUGACCAGUACAGCAACUGCCCCGAGCUGAAGCAGCAGUGGGGCUGCAACAACAGCAAUGUCGCCUCUUGGUGUCCCGCCUCUUGCAAGUGCACGUCUCAGAUUAGUUAAACGACUUGCAUUGAUAUGUUGUAAUGAAUAAAAAAAAUAAUCUUGCA